Molecule: messenger RNA, 925 nt
Organism: Cyprinodon variegatus (sheepshead minnow)
Lineage: Eukaryota; Metazoa; Chordata; Actinopteri; Cyprinodontiformes; Cyprinodontidae
Exons: 4
Coding region: 1-888 (295 amino acids)
Source: RefSeq, a predicted model, not a curated record
AUGACUGCCUUCAGCUUUACCACCUCAGCGUUGGGACGAUACGUCACUGUGUUCAGACCAGGCCACAAGCAUCUGGUUCUUUGUGAGGUGAACAUCACUGCUGUCUUUGAUGGACCAACAAUAAAUUUGAGGAAGAAGGAAGCAUCACAGUCUUCAACCUUCCGUGAUGAUAACGGACCAUACACUGCUGACCGAGCCUUUGAUGGGGAUCCCUCCACAUGUUCUCACAGCGACAAUCAGAUAAACUCCUGGUGGAGAAUUGACCUUCAGGGGGUUUACAACAUUUCUUGUAUCUCUAUCUAUAAUAUUGAUCAGGCUGGCCGUGAGACUAACAUAACAGGUGCUAAGAUCUACAUCGGAAACUCUCUGCAGAACAACGGCACAAACAACAAACUGGUUCAAAACAUCUCCAACUUUCAAACAAACAAGUACAAUGUCUAUAAGCUUCAGUCAUCAGUUUUGGGGCGCUAUGUCACUGUGAUCAUACCCACAAAACCACAUAUGAUUAUUUGUGACAUACACAUCACUGGCAUACAGCUUGCAUCACCUUUUAAACUAAUUAAGAAAAAUAAGACCUGGGAAGAGGCCCUGUACUACUGCAGAGAUAACCACAGAGAUCUGGCCUCCAUCCUGGAUCAACAGAUGCAGGCCUUUGCUGAGCUGGAGGCUGAGAAGGCCAACAGUCCCUUCGUAUGGCUCGGCCUUCACUAUGCUUGCACUUUGGACCUUUGGUUCUGGGUUGAUGAUAAUGUUGUGCGUUUCAAACGCUGGGCUAACAUCCCCCCAGAGGAGGACUGUGACAUGAGUGGAGCCAUGAAGACACAGGGAGACCAUCUGUGGUUCAGCAAGUCUGAUUAUGAGGAGUUUAAUUUUAUCUGUUUGCUUUAGGAAGAUUUGAGACUUCUACAUGAUUGUAAUGUUAAUA